GGGCGUGGGCCGCCGCCCCUCAGCGGGGACCCGGCUGUGCGGGGCGGCCCCGGUCAGCGCAGGGAGAGAGGCUUCAGCCACAGCCGCUCCGUCCCUCCCGCUCGGAGCAGGCACCGGCUCUCCCCUGAAAGCCCUGUGAAGAGUUAAGGUUUUUUCUGAGGGGACGGAGACCUCACGCCGGUCUCUUGGGUGACCCGGCGAAGGCGAGGUUGGGGGGACAUGUGGUGGCCCCCUUGGCUGGCCGCCUGGCUGGCCUGGGCUGCCGGCGCCGGGCGGCCGCCCCCACUGUGCGCCACCGGCGGGCUCUGCCCGGCUCCGCUCGGCCCCAACGCCUCCCGGCCGGAGCCCGGCUGCUGCCGGCCGCAGCGGGGGGCGGCCGACCUGUGCUCAUGGCCCCUCUCCUCCGACAGCCUCCGAGAUCCUUUUCCAAUUGAUGUGAUCCAGGAAAAUUAUGUCCGUAAUGUGAAAAACUGUAUUUUUUCAAUUGUGUAUCCUACACCUUUUAAAUCUAGAGUUCGUCUUGUAGCUGUUUCAAAGGUAGUUCUUGAAAAUAUUUUGGAUCUUGAUAUAUCUGUCACAGGAACACCUGAUUUUCUUCAGUUUGUCAGCGGUGGGAAAGUGAUACUUGGGUCUAUUCCAUUGGCCCAUAGAUACGGGGGUCAUCAGUUUGGUAGCUGGGCAGGUCAGCUGGGCGAUGGAAGAGCCCACUUGAUCGGAGUAUAUACAAACAGGCAUGGUGAGAGGUGGGAACUACAGUUAAAAGGGUCAGGAAAGACCCCAUACUCCAGGAAUGGCGAUGGAAGAGCUGUGCUUCGCUCUUCUGUGCGAGAAUUUUUGUGUAGUGAGGCCAUGCACUAUCUUGGAAUUCCUACAAGCAGAGCUGCUAGCUUAGUUGUAAGUGAUGAUGAUGUAUGGAGAGACCAGUUUUACAACGGAAAUAUUAAUAAAGAAAGAGGUGCAAUAGUGCUACGUCUUGCCAAAUCAUGGUUUCGUAUAGGAUCGUUGGAAAUCUUAGCUCAUUCUGGAGAACUGGACUUACAAAGAAGAUUGCUAGACUUUAUCAUUCAGGAGCAUUUUCCAUCAAUAGCCAUGAAUGAUUCGAACAGAUACCUGGAAUUUUUCUCUACAGUCGUAUCAGAGACUGCAAACCUGAUUGCGUUGUGGAUGUCUGUGGGGUUUGCACAUGGUGUGUGCAAUACAGAUAACUUCAGUUUAUUAUCCAUAACAAUAGAUUACGGUCCAUUUGGAUUUAUGGACUCGUAUGACCCAAAUUUUGUUCCAAUCACAUCUGAUGAUGAAAGGAGGUAUAAAAUAGGAAACCAGGCAAAUGUUGGGCUGUUUAAUCUGAGCAAGCUGUUACAAGCUCUAAAACCUUUAUUGGAUCCCAGGCAAAAGCAGCUAGCUUCCCAGAUUUUGGAGGGAUAUGGUGAGCACUAUCACAUCCGUUUCACAGAACUAUUCAAAACAAAACUGGGUCUUCUUGGGGAGAAUGAGGAUGAUAACUAUUUGAUUGCUUUCCUCCUAAAACUUAUGGAAGAUACAAAGGCUGACUUUACAAUGACAUUUCGACAGCUCAGUGAAAUUACUGAAGACCAGUUAAAGGAACUCCAUAUUCCUGAGGAGUUCUGGGCUCUCCAGGAUCUGGGUAAACACAAGUUAUUUUCAGACUGGGUUACUAUGUACCUCUUGAGAUUAAAUCGUAACAAGGGUGAUUCAGACACCAAGAGAAGAACUCGAAUGACAACUGUUAACCCUAGAUACAUUCUGAGGAAUUGGAUGGCAGAAUCAGCAGUGCAAAAAGCUAAUUUGAAUGAUUUCUCAGAGGUUCAUCUUCUACAGCAGAUUUUACAGCAUCCCUUCCAGAGACAGCAGGCUGCAGAGAAAGCAGGCUACUCCCUGCGCCCCCCAGCUUGGGCCAAGGACCUUAAAGUCAGCUGUUCAUCCUGAGAGGAAUUCAAACAAGCCAGUAAAAUCAUCAAGGUCAAAGCUCACACCUUCAAACUGGAUUAAUGGAUCAAACCACAGGAACUUUUCUCCCUUGUACUUUGUGGACUGGAAUCUGCUACUCUGCGAGGCAAGACAGCUUGACCAACUUUAUAAAAGUCUGAAGAUUAAAGAAAUGGACCACUAUGUAUGGUUGCAUCGGCAAGUUAUAUUGGUGUUUAUAAUUCUGCCCUUCGUAUUCAUCUGUGCAUUAAUUUGAGUCCCAAUGUUUAAGUUCUGCCAAACUGUCACACUUAACCUCUCAGAAUUCAUGGCCGAUCAGGUGGGUCUCAAUAAGUUUUAGUGGCUGGUCAAUUUAAAAAUCCAUCUAAGCUAAUUCUAAUCAUGCAGUAUUUUGAUGAAUGUUCUUGCUGUUACACACUGUUGAAAUAUAAUUAUAUUCUGAAGACAUAAAUGUUCUUAAGUGUUUUGCAGAGUUGGAACAGAGGAUCAUCUUACAUUUAGACCUUUUCUCUUUUUGACCUUGUUUUCUCCCAUUAAACUGCCAAUAAAGGUUUAAAGGAAAUUCAAUUAAAUAGUGAGCAAAGA
Messenger RNA from Chroicocephalus ridibundus (black-headed gull), 2532 nucleotides. RefSeq names its product protein adenylyltransferase SelO-like. The record is from RefSeq and is a predicted model, not a curated record. Lineage: Eukaryota; Metazoa; Chordata; Aves; Charadriiformes; Laridae. The coding region runs from base 220 to 1947 and encodes 575 amino acids. The transcript is spliced from 19 exons.